Penicillium pulvis is the source of this 606-nucleotide messenger RNA. Its product is annotated as lumazine synthase RIB4. The transcript has 3 exons. The record is from RefSeq and is a predicted model, not a curated record. Bases 1 to 606 code for a protein of 201 amino acids. Gene Ontology annotation, biological process: riboflavin biosynthetic process. Gene Ontology annotation, molecular function: 6,7-dimethyl-8-ribityllumazine synthase activity. Lineage: Eukaryota; Fungi; Ascomycota; Eurotiomycetes; Eurotiales; Aspergillaceae. Gene Ontology annotation, cellular component: riboflavin synthase complex; mitochondrial intermembrane space; intracellular anatomical structure.
AUGUCUCCUAUUAAGGGUCCUGGAGCUGUGCAGAGCCAUGACGGCUCUGGGCUGCGUGUUGCCAUUAUUCACGCACGAUGGAAUGCAACCAUUAUUGAUCAGCUGGUGGCUGGAGCCAAGAAAAGCUUGCUGGCUGGCGGCGUGAGUGAGGAUAACAUUACCGUCCAGACUGUUCCUGGCAGCUACGAAUUGCCUCUUGGUGUGCAACGGUUGUAUGCUGCCUCCCAGGUUCAGGCGAGCUCCUCCGGCGAGGGCAUCAGUGCCACCGACCUCUUGUCAGCCUCCACCUCUGAUCUGAGCAAAUCAGCCACUGUCUCGCCCAAGAAGCCCUUUGAUGCCAUCAUUGCGAUUGGAGUUCUGAUUAAGGGUGCGACAAUGCACUUUGAAUACAUUGCCGACGCCGUGAGCCACGGACUGAUGCGAGUUCAACUGGAUUCCGGCAUCCCGGUUAUCUUUGGUUUAUUGACCGUUUUGACUGAGGAGCAGGGCUUGGAGCGAGCAGGAUUGGGUAACAGUGGGAUGCACAACCAUGGCGAAGAUUGGGGUAGUGCCGCUGUUGAGCUAGGUGUGAAGAGACGCGAUUGGUCGGAGGGCAAGAUUUUGUAA